Messenger RNA from Hylaeus volcanicus, 647 nucleotides. RefSeq lists its product as uncharacterized. NCBI's taxonomy places the organism in Eukaryota, Metazoa, Arthropoda, Insecta, Hymenoptera, Colletidae. The record is from RefSeq and is a predicted model, not a curated record. The coding region runs from base 78 to 428 and encodes 116 amino acids. The transcript is spliced from 3 exons.
GUCGAGUCACUCAGUACAGUCAUCUCAGGUGAAUAACGAGUUUUGGAUAUCUGUAGAAUCUCUUUACGGUAUUUACUAUGGUUGCGAGGAAACUGAUCGCCGUUGCUUUGUCGCUCCUUCUUUCGCUUCACGCGAUUCAACAGGUUUCCGCGACCAUUCCUAUAGACCGUCUUUUGGGUGACUCUGGAAUAUCGGAUCUAGGGAAAAUGAUAUCAAGAAUAUUUACGCCCCUACAGUCAACAUCGGGUGGUUUGAUGGGCUCAAUAGGGAAAUCUUUCCAGCCAGGAGGUUGCGACGCUGGUGGAAUGUCUUCGUUGCUAGGACUGGGGAAUCCCAAUUCGAAAAAGGAAGAAUCCACAACAAAGAGUCAGGGUGGCGAAGAAAAAGGUAGCAUUUUCCCAGCCCUCAAAUCUGCAUUCGGGCAAUAGUAACACCUGGAUGUACAAGAAUCUUCAGUUUCGGAGUCGAUCAAGUCUUAAAAAGUAUCGUUUAUGUCUCUACGUGUAAAGCAAUUGGAGUUUUACGAGGUUAGGUUCUAUUCUUCGUCUCUUUGACACAUAUGUACUUUAGUUAUACUUUCCUUUUAUAUUAUAGUUAUAUGUACUCAUUCACGUAUCCGUAAUAAAGAAAUUAAAUAAUCGAAUUGA